UGAACCUGUAUUUAAAUGUGUGUUGCCUACACGCCUUCAUUCUUACCCAAGAGCAACGGGCUGCACAAUGUUGGGAAUAAAGACAUUUUGUCCGAGCUGGGCGUGGUCAACUCACAUUCUUUUGACGCAAGAGGGAGUUUUUUCUGAGGUUAAAGUUUAAAGAGAAGCUUUCCAACCGAAUGCACAGAUCACUGGGAAACUAUGGAUGAAAAGGAAGAUUUUGUGGUGAUUGACCCUAGCAUCCCUGAGGAGGGCCCAUCAGCGCCCCCGCCUGGCUGGUUUGAUUGCGUGACGGGUUAUGAAGACUCCAAAGGAGGAGAAAAUCCUGAUGAGAAUUACCAUCCUCCACCUCCCUAUGCUCUGCCAGACAGCAAUCAGAAUGCUUUUGUCCCCAAUGUGAGGUUGCCAACGGUGUCAGAGGAUGUGGCCCGUGAAGCUCUCCUGCAGUUUGUGGAGAAGAAGUGGACCUACAGCAGCAAGCCGGCCAAACACCUAGUCUUCAAGGACCUCAGGCCAUUAACAGUAUACAGGUACCGUUUGGAAACGUACACAGAGUCCAGAUCGAGCGCCUGGGAGUCAGAGCCAUAUUCUGGCCAGUAUGUGGAUGGACCCCAGAAUGGCAUGAGCCCACCGCCGUGGCAAGUCCAGGUGGAGUAUCCUCAGAAGUAUACAGAUGUGAUCCUCAAAGUCCGGGUGCCACACUCCGCUGUUAUUAAGGGAUGCUAUCGAUGUCAGUGUGCUGGGAGUGUGCGCUGCUCACGUUGUCACACCCGAGGAAAGGUGCGCUGUUUGCAUUGUCACGGUCAUGGUAGGGUUGGUGCUGGGAAGAAACGAAGAAUGUGCACUUGUUGUGCUGGCCGUGGACACAAAAGGUGUACUCAGUGUCACGGUCGUGGUGUUAUAACGUGUCCCACCUGCCAAGGGCAAAGGAACCUUUUGCACUUCAUCCAGCUGACUAUCACCUGGAAGAACCAAGUCAUGGAGUUCAUACCAGACAAGCUGCCUGAGUUUCCACUGAAGAAUUUUGAGAAAGUGUCUGGAGAUAACUUUUUUGAGGAUGAAAACCUUUUGGUCUAUCCCAUCGUGGGCUUCCCUGACCAGGAGAUAUGUGAGAUGUCUAAGAAAGGGAUUGAGGGGCACAUAAGCAAGUUCUCCUCCAUCAGCCGUAUCCUACAGCAGCGGCAGACCAUAGAGUUGGUUCCACUCACCCAUGCCUUCUACACCUAUCAAGGAAAGGACUACGACUACUUUGUCUAUGGAAAUGAAAACAAAAUUUACAUCCCUAAAUACCCCUCCGCUUGUACAAUACUAUAGCGAACUACUCGCUAAAUGUGUGUGUCCCAUUAGCGCUAACAUUAUUGUAAGUCUAAUUAAAUGUUAUAUAAUCUAACAGUACAAUUAUAUAGGGUUUGUCAGUUGGCAUCAGUUUGAGCAAGUUAAAUAUUCUUGUUUUCCAAGUGAUGUUUUAACUUGUUCUAAUAUCUCUAAUUAUGGGACAGAAAUGCUCAUACUUAAGUAUUUAAACAGGUGAUGAAGUAGGCCUACUGAUAGAUUAUAUUGAGGAAAAUUAAAUGUAUGAUAAUUAUAUGAUAAAUGUAUGAUAAUCUGGUGGUACAUCUGAUACAUACAUGAUGGACAGCGGUAUCACAUGCAAAAGCUAUCACCGUUAUACUUUUGUAUUCAUUCAACUUUUUCAGUAUAAAUAUCAUAGAAUUCGAAUUAUUCAUUAAAAUGUUCAUAAUGAGCUA
Clupea harengus (Atlantic herring) is the source of this 1748-nucleotide messenger RNA. RefSeq names its product ssu-2 homolog, tandem duplicate 1 (gene ssuh2.1). The record is from RefSeq and is a predicted model, not a curated record. NCBI's taxonomy places the organism in Eukaryota, Metazoa, Chordata, Actinopteri, Clupeiformes, Clupeidae.